UGGUGACGGAUAAAUCUGAUUACCAACGCUAUGAUUUGUCAGCCGACGAGCUUCAACAUCGUUGACGACCACGAGCGUCUUUGAUGGGAGGAUUCCACUGCAUCAUUAUUUCUAUGAUAUUUUAUAUGCGAUAGGAGCCUUAUACAAGGGUAGUAAAUAAGUUAUGGCUACCGAUUUGGCCCCCAAUGCGUGCUCUCGGUGCAAAGGGCUGAAGAAGAAGUGUGACAAAGGUCUCCCUUGCUGUGAGCGAUGCACGAGGCUCGGUGCGAGGUGUCAAUAUGAUAGUGGCACACAAGAUUUGAGGCCGAUGCACAGUGCUGCAGACACGAGUGCUCACAGCCAGCCACACCAGCUGCCAACUCCGCCGAGCAUGUCUACGCGCCAGGUCUCACCCGAUUUUCAAUCAGCGCUUGGUAUGUUACAGAUUUGUGACGACGACGAGAAUCUAGGGAGGCAGAUAGCUGUUGUGAUUGCGAACACCGGCGCUGAUGUUGGCAUCUUUUGCUCCACCUACUUCAACACACUCCACGAGUGGUUCCCUAUUAUUCCCAGCCGUGACAUCUACGACCGCAUAGCUACGCUUUCGACGGGCCCCAGCCCAGAGUUUGCUAUACUAAUACUGUGCCUACAUCUGAUUACCAAGAUUGAUCGGACAAAUUGUGAUUGUCAAACGAUGAUGCAUUUCUACCUGACAGCAAAGCGACUCUAUUCCCUCGUUAGCUCAUCAGGUCGAAUGUCGAAAGAGCUAGUUCAAAGCGGGAUUCUUCUUGCUCUUUAUGAAUAUGGCAAUGCAAUUCCUGACACAGCGUACGUAACACUAGCUGGGCCAGCGAGGAUGGCGUUGCUUCUGGGCUAUGAUAAGACGGUGUAUGAAGGAGGAAAUGCUGGAAACAUUUCUGACGUUGAAGCCGAAGAACAGCGGUGUAUUUGGUGGUGUAUUAUCACCCUUGAAAGGGUAAUGCGCAUGGAUCAUAUGGAGAGACAGCUCCCUUUUAUCACUGCAUCGCCAACACUCUGUUCGUUUCUUCCUUCCACUUCAGGGGCUAAGAUUGCCCUUGGAGUAGGCUUGAAACUUCCAGGAAAUCCCUUCCAGAACUCUGGUCCAGAAACGCGACUUAAGACCUUUGCUCUAGUCGCCCAAUCUAUUUAUUUUCUGGAUCGUGUCAUUGAACAUAUCAAUACUACCUAUGAGGAGGUAAACCGAAAGCCAGAAAUCACUGCUCAACUAGAUGAAGCGAUCAGAGCUUUUUGCAUGACUUUAUUAGAAGAGAAACACUAUGAUCGAACUGGGCACUGCUGGCCACAUGCUACGUGUUUGAGUGCCUUAUUAUUCCUUUCCCGCGAUGCUCUAGAAGUGAGAGACGGAACUUACAAGUACGAAGACUCAUGUCGUGCGAUAUUAUCUCUUCGUUCAAUCAUUCGAAUCACUCUAGAAGGCGUCAAGUCAGGGUCUUAUACGACACAGACUGCCGUUGAACUUGUCCCAAUUUGGGGUUUGCAUUGCAUUUAUUUGGCGGCUACGAGCCACACUGAGUUUGGCGACAAAACCAAUGAAAAAGAGUGGGAAGAAGACCUUGAGUGUCUUCAUCAAACAUUAUCGUGGUACAAGUCGAAAUGGAUGCUUGCUGGAUGCUAUUUGGACUGCUCUAAGAUGGCCACUCGUAUAAUCAAAGACAUGGACACCGGAUACCAUAAUGAGGAUCCAAGCGAGCUGUGCAGCGGGCCCGGGUUACGAUAGUGAGACGACAUUUAAUUCAUCUAAGGCCUAGUGCCAUGCUAAUAUUCACAAGGAUAAGAUAACUAUUUCUCUUCGGUAUCCUUCUUGGCCUCGAGCUUCGUCACCAGCUCCCCAUAACCCUUCAAGAUCAGGUCCUUGCUUUCGCCGUUGCUCCACGCCUCCUUUGCUGUCUCGUGUAGCUCCCCAGUCAUCGCACUCAUGAGACCUGGCGACAUGUUGCGGUUGUUCUCGUCCCUCUCUGGGAAACUCAACUGUGGCUUUGUCUCGGCGACUUGGAGCUUCAUUCCUUCGAGCGUCUUGACGAGCGCGUCGGAUGACGCAGAGCCACCGAAGAUUCCGUAGGUUACGACGAGAACCGGCUUGCCAAUCCAGGCGUGAUACAGGAAGUCGAUGGCGUUCUUGACGCCACCAGGGAUUCCAUAGUUGUACUCAGGGGAGACCAAUAUGUACCCAUCGUACUUUUGGAUCUCAUUUGUCCAGUCUUUGCUGUGCUGGUGCUUGAAUUCGCCAUAGGCGGGAACCAUGGCGGGUAGAAGUGCCUCAUCGAAAACUGGGAGGUUGAAGUCUUUUAGGUCGAUAAGGGUGAAAGUGGGUGCUGGUGAAGAGCUGGCAGCGCCGCCCUCGACGAUGGACUUGACGAUCCCGGCGACAUGUGGGCCGAUGCGGGCAGCACGGGUUGACCCGAUGAUUAUUCCGAUGCUCUUGGGGGCCGACAUUGUGGACGUUGGUGUAGAUAGGGGGAUAUUUGGGGUUGUCAAGGUAUAAAGGCGGCUGGAGGUUGGAGAAGAGCGCGGUUUAAAGUCAGGAGUGUUCGAUUUGGAGGAUGUUAAUUGGGAAAUGUACACUCAUCACUACGUUGUCUACCUUUAUAUAUACGUCCCAUCUACGUUUCUUACUUCCCUCGG
This is a messenger RNA of Pseudogymnoascus verrucosus, 2643 nucleotides long. RefSeq lists its product as uncharacterized. Gene Ontology annotation, molecular function: DNA binding; zinc ion binding; DNA-binding transcription factor activity, RNA polymerase II-specific. Gene Ontology annotation, cellular component: nucleus. The coding region runs from base 164 to 1738 and encodes 524 amino acids. Gene Ontology annotation, biological process: DNA-templated transcription; regulation of DNA-templated transcription. Lineage: Eukaryota; Fungi; Ascomycota; Leotiomycetes; Thelebolales; Thelebolaceae. The record is from RefSeq and is a predicted model, not a curated record. The transcript has 5 exons.